Gigantopelta aegis is the source of this 6174-nucleotide messenger RNA. RefSeq names its product protein cappuccino-like. Gene Ontology annotation, cellular component: cytoplasm; cytoskeleton; actin filament. The coding region runs from base 485 to 4891 and encodes 1468 amino acids. Lineage: Eukaryota; Metazoa; Mollusca; Gastropoda; Neomphalida; Peltospiridae. The transcript has 22 exons. Gene Ontology annotation, molecular function: microtubule binding; actin filament binding. Gene Ontology annotation, biological process: actin nucleation; cortical actin cytoskeleton organization; actin filament network formation. The record is from RefSeq and is a predicted model, not a curated record.
GACAAAACUGAUCACAGACACCUGUAUGUAUAUGUAGGUGUUUACAUAUAUAUGGAUGGGAAACUGUUCAAACGUUUUAGGAAAGUCAGGUGUAAUAGUCGCCUAAUUGCUAUGACUCCUGUCCACUGUGUAAAAUAAUGAGGCCUGCUUGAUUGUGCCAUGGAAUCUUUGCUGUUACAAGUAUAACAGAUUUGAAGAAACCACCGAGUCAUUCUUCUGCUUUGGAUCUUCAGGAUGUCUUGGAGUCAGUUUUUCUCGCCGCCAUCUAUCUAUACAUGACCACCACACUGAACUACAGCUGAUCUCAGAUUCAUUAUAUAUGACAACUGUGAAACCACAAAUGGUGUUUUUAACUGCUACUUCUAUGUAGGUUGCUGAAUAUAUCAAAGCAGCAUCAACAAACAACAUGUGAUAAGAUCUGAUACAUAUCAUUCCUGGUUGUGAAUCGUAUUGUGAUACCCGAAACACUACUCAUCGUUUUACAAUGAGUGAGGUGACAGACACAUCAGAAAAUCAACAAGACAUUCCGUCCAAGUCUCGCGACGUUUCAUCAACACCAAGUCUCGAUCCUGUGACAUCUUCGGCACUUGGCAGUGCUGAAACCUCGUCUGAAAAAUCUUCAGACACGAAACCAGUAAAAUCUCACCUGCCACGAAUUGGCCUGCCUGAAAGUUACCGGCACCGACGCAGGCUUUUGGCAGGACCACAAUCUUCUGAACCCAAUACAGAAAGUCCAGACAACGCAGAUGGAUCGUCUGGACCCUCAAAACAUUCAACAUUCAGUUUAUCACAGCCUAGGCUGCUGUCCAGAACCACCUUAACCGAAAGAGCAAAAUCUUCAUCUGCACGUCUUGCCGAUGUCUUGAAAAAUCCACCACGAUUUCUGUCGCAGGGUUCAAGAAUCAGAACAUCUGCACAGGACUCUAAAACUACUGUAGAUGAUGCUUCUAAGUCUGUGAAUGGUCAGCCGUAUUCUACUGAGACCGAUUCCAGCAGCUACAAGAACAGUACUGGACAUGAUGAGAGUGCUGAAUCAUUGAAGAAUGUUGCCACAGAGCACCAAGUAUCUUCAGUAUCUUCAGUAUCAUAUGAUGCACAGUCUAGUGGUGACUCGGCCAGAUUUCGUGUGCCAACUGCACUUUCUGGAUCACGUGGUAAAGUAACUUCCUCAGAAGGAACUCUGUUAGAAACUGAACCACCACUAGAAGGAAAGAGGGUUCUGUUUGAUUACGAUGCUCGGGAUGAAUCUCCUAGAUCUGAUAUUAAGUAUUCAGUGUCUGUUCGGGGUCGGACUGUUUCUGUUGAUGAUGGGACUGUAGAGGAAAAUCAGUCUAAAGACAAGCAGUUUGGAUCAUCACCAAGAAGUAUGUCGCUCGGUGGUGAAGAAAUGCCUAUUGCAAAGUCCUCAUCACCAAGAAAUGUAUCUGUUGAUGGUGACCAUAUUCCUAUGCUAAAGUCCUCUUCACGAAGGAGUAGGACAGCUGUCAGUGGAGAAGUGCCUAUUCUAAAGUCAUCAGCAAGGAGUAGGUAUGUAGAUGGUGAGGAACUACCUAUUUCAAAGUCCUUAUCACCAAGGAAUGUGUCUAUUGGUAGUAAAGAAAUGCCUGUUCGAAGAUCCUUUUCUCCAAGAAGUAAACCAGUUGAUGAAGAAUUGCCUGUUUCAAUGUCUUCUUCACCAAGAAGUAUGUCUAUUGGAAAUGAGGAAAUGUCUGUUCGGAAGUCCCUUUCACCAAGAAGUAUGUCUGUAGGUGGUGAGGAAGAAGUGCUUGUUACAAAGUCCUCUUCACCAAGAAGUAAACCAAUAGGUGGUGAGGAAAUGCCUGUAUCUAAGUCUUCCUCACCAAGAAGUAUGUCUAUAGGUGGUGAAGAAGUACCUGUUUCUAAGUCACCAUCUUCCAGGAGGAGCAUGUCUGUCAGUUGUGAGGAAACACCAGUUUCUAAGUCUUCAUCAGGAAGGAGCAAGUCUGUGAGCAGUGAGGAAAUGCCUGGUCUUAAUUCCGCAUCACCAUCACCGUCUAGCUCCUACAAGUCGGGCCGCAUGCUGGAUAAGGUUGGUAGCUACCCGUCAUGGCGAUCACGCAGGCAGGGUGCCACUGAUCUCGACCAGGCCAUGAAAUACAAUGAUGAAGAGAAGCUGAGACGGUGGUUCGGAGGAACCACUCCAGCGAAGACAGAACAGCCCGUUCCAGAACCAGUGGCAAACGUGUCCGAAGAUUCCGUGCAGGAAACAAACUUGGAUGAUGUUCAGCUGGAGAUGCUGUUUUCUAACAUGAACUUGAAGGACAAGCAGACAACUCCACUGCUAGUGUACCAGAGCAAUGCACCUAUCAAGAGUCCACGAAGAGAUGAGAAGGAUGUCGGUGAAACAAAACUACUUCAGACUGAGGAUGCUGCUGCAGCUGGUAAGGAAGAUACAGCUCCUGUACAGAAGGAUUCUAAAGACACGAGUAGCAGCAGCAGUACUGAUCAAUCGUACAGACUGAAAGUCAAUCUUGAAGAUGCUGUCAUCUUCCCGGACAACAUUCCUGAAAACUUGAAAUUCUCAAGCAAAUGUGUUUUUGAAGGUCAGAUGCUGGUGUUGUGGUUAAGCUCGUGGUACUGUGAGUCUCACUACCUGCACCUGGUCCUCACCAAACACGACCUGCGGGUCGUCGUCACUCAGUUCUGCACUCACCUGCUGUCGGCCGGGGUCAUUGAACACCUGGAGAAACAACAGGAAGGAGAUGUAUUCAAGGCUCACCUGAUGUACUACUGGGCGCGGCCUGAAGCCCUACCCUCAGGCAUAGCUGACCUGGCCCCGGGGAAGUUGACUUCCAUGUGGCCUCUGCCUCACGAAGAAUCAGAACAUCGUCCAGGAGAUAAAUACACUGAAGCAGAACAUCAAGCAGCAAUGGUCCAGCUUAGACUUGAAUAUAAAGAAGAUGUAGAAAAACUGAAGGAGGAGCACAAACAGGAGCUGGAGCAAUGUCAGCAGGAGUACAUGAGAAAAAUCUCCGAAUGCACGGAGCGCAUCGUGCGUCUCCAACAGGAGGUGCGCAAGUACCAGAUGCUGGCGGGGAUCGACAAACUCACCCAGAACGCCCUCAAUCAGGCCAACGCAGCCGGGGUAGAGGCCGGGUUCGAAUCCGAGUGUCGGCCUCUUCUUCCCGGCGGUGGCUUCCAGUCGGCAAACGGCAACACUGGCGAGCGCAUCAUUGCCCUGACCGGAACCCCGACCAACCAGCACGCGUCUUACAACGCCAUGUCAUCGUUCACCCCUGAGAUUCUGGGCAAAGAGUCGAGUACGAACAUGUGUCAGAACGAGUACUCGCCAGAACAGUUUCCAUCAAUUCAUCCACCCUUGGAGCUGAUUCCGUCGCCAGAGCAGAAGGGAGGGUGUCAGAAUUCACGUGAUAUUCCCAGUUCUGGUCCUCCUGCUCCUCCAGCUCCACCUCCUCCCCCUCCUCCUCCACCACCACCACCUCCCCCUCCACCUUUCCUCCCUGGAGCACCAGGACCGCCACCUCCUCCUCCAGCUCCAGGACUGGCAAGAAGAGGUCCCAGUAAGCCCAUCAUCAGCCCCAAGUCUCCGAUGAAGCCGCUGUUUUGGCAGAGAUUCCACAUUCACGAAAUCAAGACAAAGGACAAGGAAAUUCAGAACCAGCAUCUAUUCUGGGAGGACAUUGAGGAGACGAAGGUCAACCUCGAUGAGUUUGAUGAUCUCUUCUCCAAGGUUCCUGUGGAAACGAAAAAAAAGACUGCAGCUACCAAAUUCAAAUCCAAAACUAAACAGGGUGCUAAACUGAUAGAUGCCAAAAGAUCUCAAGCUGUUGGUAUUAUGGUUUCCAGUCUUCGUCUUGACAUGGCUGACAUAGAAAAAGCAAUACUUAAUCUGGAUACUUCGGUUCUGGAACAAGAAAAGAUAAAAGCAAUAUAUGAAAAUAGACCAACGAAAGAUGAACUGAAGAAGAUUAACAGCUACUUGUCCAAACAUUCCGAUGGAUUGCUCGACAAGCCAGAACAAUUUUUAUAUGACUUGAGUGAAAUACCUGACUAUGAGGACAGAAUAUUUUGUUUCAUAUUCCAAUCCACCUUCCAGGAAAAUAUGUCUGCAAUUAAAUCUAAACUGAAUAAUAUAAAAAUGACAUGUAAGGUACUCACUUCGGGUAAUGGUGUGAAAAUGAUACUUGGUCUCAUUCUGACACUGGGCAAUUACAUGAAUGGAGGUAGCAGAACAAGAGGUCAAGCUGAUGGGUUUGGACUCGAGAUUCUGCCCAAGCUGAGAGAUGUCAAAAGCAAGGACAACAGAACGAGUUUGCUGCAGUACAUCACCAUGAUAUACGUGGAGAGGUUCGAGAAGGACGAUGCAGGAACAGACUUGGUGAAGUUACCGUUCCCCGAUCCUAGCGACAUCAAACAGGCAUCACUAGUCAGCUUUGAUGAAAUCGCAAAUGAGCUGAGGAAAAUAAGGACAGACUUUAACUCGGCCGAGCUCCGAGCCGACAAAGUGUUAAACUCACCAGCUUCAGCGAAAUAUCAACAACCGUUCCGUGAUCAAAUGACGGGAUUCUUUUCAACAGGUCGCCAAGAGGUUGAAGAGCAGGAAGAUAAUCUCAGAGAAUGUCAAAACAGGUUUGAUGAAGCUGCCAAGUGUUUCUAUGUGAAGCCGCGGACUGGAGACAAGGUAGUAACCCCGGAAUACUUCUUCGGGUUGUGGUACAACUUCUGUGCCGACUUCAAAGACCUGUGGAAAAACGAACAACAAAGAAUAGUGAAGCAAAGGUUAAUAAAGGCCCAGACCCAUGUGAAGAAAAUCAUACAGUCUAAGAAAACAAGCACCAUCGCCAGCAGACCCAUCAAACCGGGAGGCUUGAAAGAAAAAAUGCUGAGAAUGGAAGCCUUAUAUAACUGAGGUGUUAAAGAAACAGCCCUGACCUCUGACUGUUUAGUGAACACUAAGUUAACCUUUCGGGUGAUGAAAGACUGAAAAGACGAAAAACAGAAGUGGAUAUAUAGCUUGGGAGAUGGCAAGUUAUUUAAUAAUGAAAUAACACUUGUGUUGCUCCACUAAGCAAAAAAAUCCACCAUUUUGUGUCCUUCAAGCAACAGUCACACUACAUGAUAUAAACCUUUUAUAAAGGUACCUUGUAUAUAACAACAAACUGUUUAUAAAGGACACCAGAUAUAACCCUUCUGCACAAAUGUAUUUUGCCUCUGUAUAAAGACCACCUGCUAUGAAGACCCACAUAGGUUGAAUGUACAUUGGAUGGUCUUAUUAAGCAAGCCAGACUGUAUGCAAAACAAGAGAAGAAUAUUACUUGAAAAAGCUAUGCAAGUUGUAAUUCUAAUUCUACCUCCAUACAUGAUGCAAUACAACAUGUAUAUACAUGUAUGUACUAACAGAAAAUAAGUGAAAACCUCUGAAAAAUUUAAAUAAUACUAUAAAAAGAACGACAUUAUACCACAGUUGGAAGAAAGAUCUAAUUCUGCUGCGUUGGAACAUGGUGUUAAUGAGUGCAAAGGAGUGUGAGGUAAUUAGUGUGAAACAGUGUGAGGUAAUUAGUGUGACACAGAGUGACGUUAUCAGCACCAGUCGGGAGUGAGGUCAUCGAUGAGUGGACUGGGUCAUUCAUAAGGCUCUGUUACCCAACAACGUGACAGUAAUAACAGGGUGACUGUAAUAACAGCGUGGGCAACACAACGUUAGCAGGCCAAACAAGACCACGGCCACUGCUUAACUGGCCAUGACAGUAAUAACAGCAUGGGCAACACAACGUUAGCAGGCCAAACAAGACCACGGCCACUGCUUAACUGGCCAUGACAGUAAUAACAGCGUGGGCAACACAACGUUAGCAGGCCAAACAAGACCACGGCCACUGCUUAACUGGCCAUGACAGUAAUAACAGCGUGGGCAACACAACGUUAGCAGGCCAAACAAGACCACGGCCACUGCUUAACUGGCCAUGACAGUAAUAACAGCGUGGGCAACACAACGUUAGCAGGCCAAACAAGACCACGGCCACUGCUUAACUGGCCAUGACAGUAAUAACAGCGUGGGCAACACAACGUUAGCAGGCCAAACAAGACCACGGCCACUGCUUAACUGGCCAUGACAGUAAUAACAGCGUGGGCAACACAACGUUAGCAGGCCAAACAAGACCACGGCCACUGCUUAACUGGCCAUGACAGUAAUAA